AAACAUAAUAAAGAUAGUGUCAAAAUUGUCAAAUUUCUCCGUUAGGCAACUCGACGACCCUUUCCUGAAACUCCUUCCUUUACCAAAAAAGAAAUCGAAAAAUGGACCCAACCGCACCCUCCGCGUCGGCCGGCGGUGGCGCUGGUGGCGGAGGAGGGCCUGCACCUUUCCUUGUAAAGACCUACGACAUGGUGGACGACUCAUCCACCGACGACAUCGUUUCAUGGAGCUCCAACAGAAAGAGCUUUGUGGUUUGGAACCCUCCCGAGUUCGCCCGCCUUUUGCUUCCCACCUAUUUCAAGCACAGUAAUUUCUCCAGCUUCAUCAGGCAGCUUAAUACCUACGGUUUCCGGAAGAUUGAUCCUGAAAAGUGGGAAUUUGCCAAUGAAGAUUUUGUGAAAGAUCAAAGGCAUCUUCUUAAGAACAUCCACCGUAGGAAGCCUAUUCACAGCCAUAGUAAUCCUCCAGGUUCUUUGACAGAUCUAGAGAGAGCUGGAUAUGAAGAAGAAAUCGAAAAGCUUUCACGUGAGAAAGCUGCACUUGAGGCUAAUGUUUCGAGGUCUAGACAGGAGCGAUCAGCUUUGAAGCUGCAGGUGGAAGAGUUGACACUUCAGGCUGAUCAAAUGGAGCGGAGGCAGGAGACUUUGUUUAACUUCUUAGAAAAGGCUUUGCAAGACCCUUCUUUCGUUGAACAUAUUGUUCAUAAGAUUGAAUCUAUGGAUGAUGUUGCUGCAUAUAAUAAGAGAAGAAGACUGCCUGAAAACGAUCGAAUCAAGCCAGUUGGACAAUAUGAUCUUUUGGACAACAAAAGCGGUUCUACACCUAAGUUUGGAAACGUUGUCCACCUCGAUUUCUCAAACAAGCUAAGACUAGAAUUGUCAUCAGCCGUUUCGGAUAUUAAUUUGGUUUCUCAGAGCACACAAAGUUCUAAUGAAGAUGGAGAAAGUCUUCAGAGAAGGAUAUCUCAAGGUGAACCAAAGGAUGAUAAUAUCAAACCCGAAGGCAUUUUAUUCACUCCCGAAACAUUAGACCUUUCAGAUACGGGCACAUCUUUUACAUUCAACAUGGAUUCAUCAUUCACUCAAAAAGUAUCAAUGAAUGAAAGCCCAACUGUGCAUUCACUGGCACUGCAACAGAGAUUAAGUUCCAACGAGGAACCUGAUGGUAAUGUUUCCUGUCAAUUAAAUCUAACUCUGGCAUCUUCCUCAUUGCAAGUGAAUAAAAGUCCCAGCUUAACUAGGAUGUCACAACUAAAUUGGGAAUUCGGAAAAGUCUCCAAGCCAAGGUCCAAUGCCAACAGUAAAGACUCUGAUCCCAGAGCUUUUGAGAACAGCAGAAACAUGAUUGAUGGGGAAACUACAUUAUCUUCAUCAAAAGAAGGUUCUAAUAGAAAUCAAGAGACGGUAGCUCCUCCAGCCAGAGUGAAUGAUGUAUUUUGGGAACAGUUCCUUACUGAAAGACCAGGCUCCUCUGACAAUGAAGAAGCCAGUUCCAAUUAUCGAGCAAAUCCAUAUGAAGAGCAGGAAGACAAAAGGUCGGCCCAUGGACUAGCAAAGAAUGCUAAGAACAUUGAACAGCUUAGUCUUUGAGCUGCAAAGAUGUCUUCCCAGAAAACCAGUGAGAAGUCUACAAAGGUGUCUUUCAUUACUUUUGUUCUUUUGCAAUAGAUAUAGUUCAUUUAUAGGAUUCGAUUUUAUAUAUAACUGCCAAAAAUUAGUUUGAAUAAAAUCAUGUUGAAUUCCAUUUGGUUAGUGGCAUGUUACCAUAAGUGCUCAAAUUCGAGAGAUAGCAACCUUUUUUUCAAUUGUAAAAUAGAAAGUUAUAUAUGUAUUGUCUAGUUUUCAAGGUUUUGGUAACUAAACAACUAUGUUUAUCUUCUGAAACAGACAUAAUCUGUCUUUCUUCCUUUAUCGAAACUGAAGUCUCCUCUUGAGUGUUUUUUCUGCCUAGAAUUUUCAUUUUUGGCAAACAGAAACAAAACUGUUGUUUCUGUCUUAAAAUGUUCAGCUAACAACCCAUCUCAUACAUUUUGAUAUUGUUGUUGUUUUUU
This is a messenger RNA of Hibiscus syriacus, 2050 nucleotides long. RefSeq names its product heat stress transcription factor A-5-like. Gene Ontology annotation, cellular component: nucleus. Gene Ontology annotation, molecular function: DNA-binding transcription factor activity; RNA polymerase II cis-regulatory region sequence-specific DNA binding. The transcript has 2 exons. Gene Ontology annotation, biological process: regulation of transcription by RNA polymerase II. Lineage: Eukaryota; Viridiplantae; Streptophyta; Magnoliopsida; Malvales; Malvaceae. The record is from RefSeq and is a predicted model, not a curated record. Bases 102 to 1589 code for a protein of 495 amino acids.